Molecule: messenger RNA, 2840 nt
Organism: Papilio polytes (common Mormon)
Lineage: Eukaryota; Metazoa; Arthropoda; Insecta; Lepidoptera; Papilionidae
Gene: Sardh
Product: sarcosine dehydrogenase, mitochondrial
Exons: 16
Coding region: 71-2797 (908 amino acids)
Cellular component (GO): mitochondrial matrix; cytoplasm; mitochondrion
Molecular function (GO): sarcosine dehydrogenase activity; protein binding
Source: RefSeq, a predicted model, not a curated record
AUAGUCUAAAGUAAACAGUUAUUCUGCUCGCUGCAGCGACAGAAAACACUGUAUUUGAUAUAUUUCCAAUAUGUUUAAAUUAAAUAACAGAAGUAUUAAAUAUAAGGCAGCUAAAUAUUUGAAAUAUAGGUCCUUCGCUACAAAAAAUGAAGUCGUAAAAUCCGCAGAUGUUGUUAUAAUUGGUGGAGGGAUAGCUGGCUGCAACACAUUGUAUCAACUGACUAAGAGAGGCGUAAGUGCUGUCUUACUAGAGAGGGCUAAGAUAACUAGCGGCACAACAUGGCAUACAGCAGGCUUGGUUUGGUCUCUCCGGCCUUGCGAUUUGGAGGUCAGAUUGUUGCAAGAUUCAAGGUCAGUGUACAGCGGCUUGGAGAAGGAAACCGGUGACUACGCGGGAUGGAUUAACAAUGGAGGAUUGUUUAUAUCACGUAGUAGGGUACGAACUCAAGAAUAUAUGAGAUUGCAUACUCUAGGUAAAGCAAUGGGAAUACCUAGUCAAGUACUAGAUCCUAAUGAAGCUCAGAAAUUGUUCCCGUUACUGGAUCCUUCUGUUUUCAAAAUGGCACUUUACUCGCCCGAAGACGGUACUAUUGACCCGGCAAUGGCUUGUAGCGCGUUGUUAAAAGCUGCUACUAAUAAUGGUGGAAAGGUAUAUGAAGAAUGUCCAGUCCUGGACAUACAUUACGCACAUAAUUUACUAGGCAAUAAAGAGGUGACCGCGGUACACACUGAUAAAGGAAUUAUCAAGACUAAAUGUGUUGUUAACUGUGGAGGCGCAUGGGGUCCAAGAGUGGCAAGGUUUGCUGGUAUCCCAUCGUUACCGAUAGUGCCGUUCAAGCACGCGUACGUGGUUUGUGAUGCCACGCCCGAGGUCCGCGGUGCCCCUAACAUUAGGGAUCACGAUGUUAACCUCUACAUCAAGAUACAGGGGGAGUCAUGUCACGUGGGAGGUUACGAACCGAAUCCACAUAUGUUGGAUCAGGUUCCAGAUAACCUCCAGUUCCAUUUAUACGAUUUAGAUUGGGACGUAUUUGGUGUACAUAUGACCAGUGCGACCACUCUGUGCCCUAAACUGAGUACAGUCGGCGUCAAAAGUACUGUUUGCGGACCGGAGUCUUUCACUCCCGACCAUAAACCACUACUAGGCGAAGAUCCCAACGUAUUUGGUUUGUACCACAAUUGCGGAUAUAAUUCCGCAGGUAUGAUGUUCUCUGCCGGCUGUGCUAUCCAAAUGGCGGAAUGGAUCGUUACUGGAAGGCCGAAGUACAACAUGUUCACAUUCGAUGUGCGUCGUUUCACUCCGGCGCAGCUGUCGCGUGCGCACUGGGUGCGUGAGUGUAGCCACGAGUCGUAUGUAAGGAACUACAGCGUGGUGUUCCCGCACGACGAGCGGCUGGCCGGUAGGGACGCGAGCCAUGACGCUCUGCACCAGGAUCUGGUGGAUGAUGGCGCGGUGAUGCAGACCCGUGCAGGCUGGGAACGACCUGGUUACUAUAUGCCCGGGGAGAAGAUCCGAGUGCAGCAGUACGACUGGGGCGGCACGCAGGACUACCCGCGCAACCUCGACCAGCGCUACGAGCACCUGCUGCAAGGAGACUACACCUUCGAUUUCUCCAAACAUCAUCACCUCAUAGGUGAGGAGGCUCUGUCUUGUCGUAACGCGGCCGCGCUGUUCAACAUGUCGUACUACGGCAAGUUCUACCUGACGGGGCCGGACGCGCAGCGCACCGCGCUACUCGCCUUCACUGCCGACCUCACUAAGAAAGACGACAGGGUCGUUUAUUCCUUGCUGCUGAAUGACAAAGGCGGAGUAGAAGCUGACGUCACAGUGAGCAUCCUCGACGGCGGCAGCGGACAGCUGCACGAGCCUAUAUUCAAGGGUCGUGGUUACUACGUGGUGUCGUCAGGGUUCAGUGCGAACCACACGCUGGCGCACUUGCGCCGCAUCAUACAGACACACAAGCUGCGGGCUACCAUCACUGACGUCACCAAGCAGCUGUGCAUCCUCAGCGUGCAGGGACCGGACAGCCAGAGAAUUCUCCAACGGUAUACCGACGCUGGUCUUUCCAAUGAUGCGUUCCCUGUGAAUACCCACCGUAGUAUUCACGUGUCGCAAGCGCCCUACUCCCCCGAUAAUAAACGGUACACUUGCCGGGCGCUGCGCGUGGGCUGGGCGGGCGAGCUGGGCUGGGAGCUGCACGUGCCCUCCUCGCACGCCGUACAGAUAUACCACGCACUCAGAACCGCUAAGGGGUUGAGGAACGCGGGAUGGAGAGCCUUAACCUCUUUGAGUGCUGAGAAAGGUUAUCAUUUGUGGAAUGCCGACUUGAGAUCGGAUGAUAAUCCUAUAGAAUCAAACUUAGGGUUCGCUUGUAGGAAAGACGGAGAGUACAUUGGCAAUGAACAAGUAACGAAAGCUAGAUUAAACGGAGUCACGAAAAAGCAUGCAUACUUCACACUUGAUGACAAGGUAGCGUUAUUUGGUCAAGAAGGCAUAUUCAGAAAUGGUGAACCUGUUGGAUAUUUGAGGAGAGGCGACUUCGGUUAUUAUCUUGACAAGCCUAUAGGAAUCGGUUACAUUAGCAAUCGAGGUUCCGAAGUUACAAAAACCUUUUUAAAAGAAGGCAACUAUGAAAUAGAAGUUAUGGGAACUAAAUAUAAGGCUACACUACAUUUGAAAUCACCAUUUGAUCCUACUGGCCAAAGAAUACUAGGAAAUUACGGCGAGCAAGGCAUGGAUGAAAAUACUCACGAACCGCAUGCCGGACAAAACGAGAGAGCAGGCGGUAGUGAAUAGUAUUUUACAAUUUAUUUAGAUCUCAAUAAAAUAAUUUUAAAUA